Molecule: messenger RNA, 2202 nt
Organism: Didymodactylos carnosus
Lineage: Eukaryota; Metazoa; Rotifera; Eurotatoria; Philodinida; Philodinidae
Source: the annotation of a GenBank genome assembly
AUGGAGGAGUCCGCCUCGAAAAAAUUAAAAUUAUCUGAUAUUCAGAGAUCAAACGAAGACGGUUCAAAAGAUGCUGCAACAAAGGAUCCCCGGAUUGAAAAGACAGUUGAUCGUCACCCGUAUGAAGUUGCAGGAAACAAAGAAGACGUAACGUUGAUUUGGCUAGAUGCAAAUAUCGACGAUUCGGACGAUUGUAAACAAACUUUGAAUAUGUUUUAUGAACUGAACGAUUAUGUUCAACCGUAUACCGAUACUGAGAUCUGUACUGCUUUUAUUCGAUCGAUCGUUGACGAAAAAAUAUUUCUAGUUUCAUCUGAUGAAUUAGGCAGAAAUAUAUUGCCUCAAAUUCAUUCAUUACAAACAGUUCAAUCAAUUUUUAUCUAUGGUGACAAUCAUCCGCCCAAUACGGAUUAUUUCAGUAAAUAUUCUAAGGUUGUUGAAGUUUCUAUCAAACGGAAUUCGUUAAUGGAAUCCAUCAAGGUCCGUGUUAAACGAACUUCAAAGCAAAUAAUAGCAUUUAAUUUAUUUGAUCAUAAACAAAAGUCAACACGUAAUCUUACACGUGAACCAGCCGCAUUUUUAUGGUUUCAGAUACUUGUUGACGUUUUAAAACAACUACCACAUAAUAUUCAAGCUAAAGAACAGAUGCUUGAUGUAUGUAAAAAUUAUUAUCGAACCAAUGAAAUAGAAUUACAAAAUAUUGAACGUUUUCGUAGUAGAUACAAACCGGAAGAUGCUAUUAGUUGGUACACGGAAGGAUGUUUUGUUUAUAAGCUACUGAAUAAAGCUUUAAGAACAGAAGACGUUUAUCUAUUAUACUUGUUCAGAUUUUAUAUUAUUGAUUUAUGCAAGCAGUUAGAAGACGAAAAUCAACGUUAUGCAUCAUGUUGUACAUUGUACCGUGGUCAGUUAAUGUCUAGCGAUGAAUUUGAUAAAUUAUCAAAAAAUAUUAGAAGUUUAAUAUCUACAAACGGUUUUUUAUCAACAACACGUGAUAUCAGAGUAGCACUAAUGUUUUCCGGUGGAGAUCAAGUCAGUCAUGGAAUGAAAAGCGUUUUGUUUGAAAUAAAAGUUGAUCGACCACUCGGAACACUUGUGUUUGCCGAUAUAGAAAGAUUUAGUCAUUUCGAAGAUGAGAAAGAAGUGUUAUUCAGUAUUGGAGCCACAUUUAAAAUUGAAAAUGUUGCUUUUGACGAAGACUUAAAAACAUGGCGAGUGAAAAUAACGGCAACAGAUGAGGGUGCAGAAUCUGUUCAAGCACAUAUCAAUCAUAUGAGACAAGAAUUGGAAGAAACAAACCCAACAAGAUUAUUUGGAAAGCUUCUUCUCGAUAUGGGCCAGUAUUCUAAAGCCGAAGCAUAUUUUAGACUUGUACUUGACACACUGCCAAAAGAUCAUGCUGAUUUUCCAUCACUCUACCAUGGUCUCGGAUAUUUGCAUUAUUUGAGACACGAAUAUGAUCAGGCAUUGAAAUACGAUACGCACGCAUAUAAAAUAAGAAAAGAGAAACUACCACCUAAUCAUUUAGAUAUUGCAAAAUCAGCGAUCAAUCUUGGAUGUGAUUACGAACGACAUGGUGAUUAUAGUAAAGCAAUGGAUUUAUUCAAAGAAGCUCUAGAAAUUAGAGAAAAAAACUAUACGGGUGAUCAUAUGAAUAUUGCUUUAGCUCUAGUUUGUAUCGGCGACACUCAUAUGCAGCUGGGUGAUUAUAAAAAUGCACAUAAAUAUUUAACAAGAGGACUCGAAAUAUAUCAGAGAGUUCUUCCAUCUAAACAUGCUAAAAUUGUGAGAACUAUAAUCAAAAUUGGACAUUUAUUUUAUAAACAAAAAGUGUAUGAUCAUGCUAUAGAAUAUUAUCUUGACGGUUAUAAAAUGGCUGAAGAUAUUUUGCCUUUUGAGCAUCCACGUCUGAUGGAGUAUUUUGAACACAUUGUGAAAACAUAUGAGAAAAUGAGGAAUAUGGAAGAUGCUUUAAAGUUUUGUAAUGAAAAACUGACUAUUCAACGCGAAUUAUUUGGAGAAGUGCAUCCAAAUAUUGCUAAAAUUCACAUAAUAAUAGGAGACUAUUGUUCUAAUAUAGAACAAAAAUUAUUUGAGUAUUUUCAAGCAUUAGAGAUUUUGAAAAAAUGUGUUCCAGCUGAAGAAAGGGCGAUAGCAGACUGUAUGAGUAAGAUCGACACUAUUAAAUCUUUGUCCGCAUAA